Molecule: messenger RNA, 1131 nt
Organism: Gracilinanus agilis (Agile Gracile Mouse Opossum)
Lineage: Eukaryota; Metazoa; Chordata; Mammalia; Didelphimorphia; Didelphidae
Gene: PHYHIP
Product: phytanoyl-CoA 2-hydroxylase interacting protein
Exons: 5
Coding region: 136-1131 (331 amino acids)
Cellular component (GO): cytoplasm
Molecular function (GO): protein binding
Source: RefSeq, a predicted model, not a curated record
CCCAGGGGGCCUUUGGUAAAAGUGAGGACUGGACUCGGGCUCCGGGGCACAAUUCUGCUCAGUCACCUCGUGACCAGCCCUGCUGCAGUGAACAGUGCCAAUGGGGACACAGCAGGAGCUGAGCCAGAGGAGAGCAUGGAGAUGCUGCUGUCUACCCCACACAGCAUUGAGAUCAAUAACAUCACCUGUGACUCCUUUCGCAUCUCCUGGGCCAUGGAGGGCAGUGACCUAGAGAGGGUCACUCAUUACUUCAUUGACCUCAACAAGAAGGAGAAUAAGAACUCCAACAAAUUCAAGCAUAGGGAUGUCCCCACAAAACUGGUGGCAAAAGCAGUGCCCCUGCCCAUGACGGUGAGGGGUCACUGGUUCCUGAGCCCCCGCACAGAAUACAGUGUGGCCGUGCAGACUGCAGUGAAGCAAAGUGACGGAGAAUAUCUGGUCUCUGGAUGGAGUGAGACCGUUGAGUUCUGCACAGGAGAUUAUGCCAAAGAGCAUUUGGCACAGCUGCAAGAGAAGGCAGAACAGAUCGCCGGGCGUAUGCUCCGAUUCUCUGUCUUCUACCGGAACCAGCACAAGGAGUACUUCCAGCAUGCCAGGACUCACUGUGGGAACAUGCUUCAGCCUUACCUGAAGGACAACAGCGGCAGCCACGGCUCUCCUACCAGUGGUAUGCUCCACGGUGUCUUCUUCAGCUGUAACACUGAGUUCAACACCGGCCAGCCCCCUCAGGACUCCCCCUAUGGCCGAUGGCGCUUCCAGAUCCCAGCCCAGCGCCUCUUUAACCCCAGCACCAAUCUCUACUUUGCAGACUUUUAUUGUAUGUACACAGCCUACCACUAUGCCAUCCUGGUACUGGCCCCCAAAGGCUCCCAGGGUGACCGCUUCUGCCGGGACCGCCUUCCCCUUCUGGACAUUGCCUGCAACAAGUUCCUGACCUGCAGUGUGGAAGACGGAGAGCUGGUCUUCCGCCAUGCCCAGGAUCUCAUCCUGGAGCUCAUCUACACGGAACCAGUCGACCUGUCGCUUGGCACUCUGGGUGAAAUCAGUGGGCACCAGCUGAUGAGCCUUUCGACUGCCGAUGCCAAGAAAGACCCCAGCUGCAAGACCUGCAAUAUCAGUGUGGGGCGCUAG